Molecule: messenger RNA, 1575 nt
Organism: Nannizzia gypsea CBS 118893
Lineage: Eukaryota; Fungi; Ascomycota; Eurotiomycetes; Onygenales; Arthrodermataceae
Exons: 7
Coding region: 1-1575 (524 amino acids)
Biological process (GO): transmembrane transport
Cellular component (GO): membrane
Molecular function (GO): transmembrane transporter activity
Source: RefSeq, a predicted model, not a curated record
AUGGCGCUGGGACAAUCAGAGGAAAAGAUCGUUUCUCAGGUCCAGCACCAUCCGGUCAACAACAACAACUAUGACGGAGAAGCAGCCGCACGGCCAGAUCAGGAUGCUGCCGACAUGGCAAAGCUGGGUGUAGCGCAAGAAACAAAGAGACGAUUCGGUUUAGUGACAAUAUUGGGAUUCACAACAUGUAUCAUGGGGACAUGGGAAUCGGGUCUUCCAUUUUUCCUCACUGCGUACAUCAAUGGAGGACCGGUUACCAUGGUCUACGGCUUCAUCCUGGCCUUCUUCGGAUCGCUGGCAACAUGCGCCUCUCUGGCUGAGAUGGCUUCGAUGUACCCUAUCUCCGGUGGACAGUAUUACUGGGCAUCGCUUCUUGCACCCCCAGGAAAGGUCAAAUUUCUCAGCUUCUUGACUGGCUGGCUUUCUGUGCUUGGGUGGCAGUCUGCCUCUACCACCGGUACAUACCUCGGUGGUACCAUUAUUCAGGGGGUCGUCAAACUCAACUACCCCGAAUACACACCAGAGAGAUGGCAGGCUACCCUUAUGCUGUAUGCGGUCCUCAUUCUCUCCCUAUCCGUCAACGUUUCUCUCGUAAAGUGGUUACCUGGGGUUGAAGGAGUCAUCCUGAUCAUUCACGUCGUUGGAUUUUUCGCCAUCAUGAUACCCCUGGUCCACCUUGCUCCUAUCAGCUCCGCCAAGUUUGUCUUCACAGAAUUCAUAAACAUCUCCGGCUACAGCAAUAGUGGCCUAUCCUGGCUUAUUGGCCAGUCGGCCAGCGCCGUCUUGUUCAUUGGAUACGACGGCGCAUGUCAUAUGGCGGAGGAAGUGCAAAAUGCACGCAUCAACGUCCCCAGGGCCAUGUUCUUUACCAUGUUCAUCAACGGCGCUAUGGGACUCGCGAUGUACCUUGUCAUUCUGUUCUGUAUUGGAGACAUAGACAGGGUCGUCAACACCGAAACUAAGGUCCCCUUCAUCGAGCUAUUCCGAAACUCCACCCAGUCAAACACAGCCGCCACAGUUCUAACCUCUCUGUUAAUUACAACUUACAUUGUUGCAAACUUCAACUUCAUGGCCUCCGCAUCAAGGCAGGCCUGGGCUUUUGCCCGUGAUGGUGGCCUGCCAUUCUCCCAUAUUCUGCGAAAGAUCGACCGCAAACGAUCUAUCCCUCUUUACUCAAUUGCUCUCACUGGAGUACUCAAUGCCCUCCUUGGAUUGAUUAGCAUCGGAUCGAAUGUUGCAUUCUCUGCCGUUGUCUCUCUGGUCGUUUCUGGAUACAUGUCCUCCUACGUUAUCGUCAUCUGCGUCAUGAUCCAUAGGCGACUGACUCAUGUCCCAAUCGAGUUUGGCCCAUGGAAUCUUGGCCGGUAUGGUCUACCGAUUAACAUCAUCGCCGUCAUAUAUACCACUGUAACGGUCAUAUUUGCUUUCUUCCCCCCAUCUGUUCCUGUCAAUGCCGAGAAUAUGAACUACUCUGGCCCUGUUUAUGGCCUGGUCGUCGCCUUCGGAAUUGUGUACUAUAUCGUUCGUGGCCAUAAAACUUAUGUAGGCCCAAAACUACCCCGAAACGGUCUGUAG